Molecule: messenger RNA, 1346 nt
Organism: Pipistrellus kuhlii (Kuhl's pipistrelle)
Lineage: Eukaryota; Metazoa; Chordata; Mammalia; Chiroptera; Vespertilionidae
Gene: TIGIT
Product: T cell immunoreceptor with Ig and ITIM domains
Exons: 4
Coding region: 207-944 (245 amino acids)
Biological process (GO): negative regulation of T cell activation; positive regulation of interleukin-10 production; negative regulation of interleukin-12 production
Cellular component (GO): cell surface
Molecular function (GO): signaling receptor binding
Source: RefSeq, a predicted model, not a curated record
ACUGUGCUUCCUCCGUGGUCUUUCUUGUGGCUGGCUGUGCAGUUUGGGUGCUUGUUGAGAGCGGCAUCUGCCUUUGGUUUUGCUGACCUCGGUGUUUCCGAGACCCUCUCUCCUCAUAGGCUCAGUUUCGCCUUGCCAGCUGCUCUGGGCCAGUUUCUGUGGCAGAGGCGGCCACACCUGCUUCCUGAGGGCCCCUGGGCAGAAGCAUGCGGUGGUGUCUCCUCCUGAUCUGGGCCCAGGGGCUGAGGCAGGCUCCCCUCCCGGCCUCAGGAGCCCUGCCAGGCAGACUAGAGACCGCGGGGAACAUUUCUGCAGAGGAAGGCAGCUCCGUCACCUUACAGUGUCUCCUCUCCUCCACCACGGCCGCGGUGACGCAGGUCGACUGGACGCAGCAGGGCCGGUUUCUGGCCAUUCAUCACACUGAGUCCGGCUGGUCCGUCUACCCGGCGUUCAGGGAGCGGGUGGUCCCCCGCCCGGACCUGGGCCUCACCCUGCAGGCGCUGACCGCAAACGACACCGGGGUGUACUCCUGCAUCUAUCACACCUUCCCGGACGGCAUCUACAGAGGGAGACUCUUCCUGGAGGUCCUGCGAAGCUCAGGCGCUGGGCACCGCCCUGAGCUCCUCCUCCCGCUGCUCGGGGUCCUGCUGCUGGUGGUCAUCUGCACCGCGGUCACAGCGGUGGUCAUGUUGGCCAGAAAGAAGAAAUUUCUCAGAAUUCGCUCUGCAGAAAGUGGCCUCCGGAGCGGGCCACAUGGACAGGAGGAAUGGGAGCUCAGGGUUCCUGUCUCCCCUGCCGGCUGCGUCGGGGCAGAAGCUGCAGCUGCCGGCUCAGGCUCAUGCGGAGAGCAGAGGGACGAUGACUAUGACGAGCCACACGACUACUUCAAUGUCCUGAGCUACAGGAGCCUUGGGGACAUUAGCUUCCCAGCAGAGACUGGUUAGCAGCCAGGGGCAGCUGCUGGGAGACACAGCCUGACUAUGCUAUCACAAACGGGUUGUAGGGUCUGCACUCUCCAUCACUGCAGGGUGCGUGUGUGUGUGUGUGUGUGUGUGUGUGUGUGUGUGUGUGCAGUUGAAUGAAUGAUUGCCAUUCUCAUCCCUGUCUGCAUUUCCUCUCCCCGUCCCUUCCACUCCAUUGUGGCAGACCCGGGGGAGCAGCUUGAGUCUUGAUUAUGAAUGCAAUGUUGAAAACAGUGUGACCUGAUUUUGAGCCUGGCAGUUUGAGCCAAUUCUGUGGCUGUGGACAACGUGUUCCUCCUAACAGCCUCGGGGAGGGGCUCAGGUGACAGGUUUUGUGGGGGAUGAUGACGACAGUGUGUUUGCAAAGCCACAUUCUUCUCAUUU